This is a messenger RNA of Gadus morhua (Atlantic cod), 3154 nucleotides long. RefSeq names its product tumor necrosis factor receptor superfamily, member 21 (gene tnfrsf21). Gene Ontology annotation, biological process: humoral immune response; neuron apoptotic process; oligodendrocyte apoptotic process. Gene Ontology annotation, molecular function: protein binding. Gene Ontology annotation, cellular component: plasma membrane. NCBI's taxonomy places the organism in Eukaryota, Metazoa, Chordata, Actinopteri, Gadiformes, Gadidae. The record is from RefSeq and is a predicted model, not a curated record.
UUUGACGCAAACCAGCUGAUGCCAUCAUCGGUGAACAUGAGCCAGAGCCCGGCCCACAAGCACCUCCCCCCCCUGCCCUCCCCGGCCAGUAACGGCGGAGGGGGCGUGGCCAGGGGCUUCUUCCCUGAUGAGUCAGAGCCUCUGCUCCGCUGUGACUCCACCUCCAGCAAAGACUCCGCCCUCAGCCGGACGGGCUCCUUCAUUACCAAAGAGAGGAAGGACACCGUGCUACGCCAGGUGCGUCUGGACCCCUGUGACCUCCAGCCGGUGUUUGACGACAUGCUCCACAUCCUGAACCCCCAGGAGCUGCAGGUCAUCGAGGAGAUCCCCGCCGCCGAGGACAAACUGGACCGCCUGUUCGAGAUCGCCGGCACCAAGAGCCAGGAGGCCAGCCAGACCCUGCUGGACUCGGUCUACAGCCACCUCCCUGACCUGCUUUAGACCCGGACCGGGACCUGGAGCCGGUCCACUGGGGAGCAGUGAUUCUGUGAUUAAAGGAACAGUAACAGCUGGCGUUGAUGUGCUUGCUGCCUGUGGCUCUCUGGGCCGCUGACCAACGGAAGGAGGAAGGAGAACUCUUUAUUACCGUCACCUCCUUAUCUAUUCUGCUGAACCCCCCCCCCCCCCCCCAUCGACCGCGCUUAUCUGCUCCUUGAGAAGCUAUCGACACCGGGCGCCAGGCACUUCCGCAUUGUCGCAUCGUACACCGUGCAUAACUGAAGAUCAGGUGACAGACGCAUACUUGAGGAGCUCCAGCGCGUUCCUGCUGAGCUCUUCUCUGAACUCACACAUUUUAAAGAUUCCAUUGCCUUAAUGUUCCGUAAUGGAAUAUCUCAAUGACUCAAUGACUCCGGACCAGGGUUUGGCAGAAGGGUUCUGUGUUCAGGGGAACCUGGAGGUCCACGUCUGGAGAACCUCACAGUCCCCGUCAGUAGACCCUGCCGGUCCACGUCAGGAGAAUGAGUCUACGUCAGGAGAACCCUGAGUCUACGUCAGGAGAACAAUGUGUCCACAUCAGAAGACCCUGCCGGUUCACGUCAGGAGAACCUUACGUCCACGUCAGGAGAACACUGAGUCCACGUCCAAACCAGACAACACUUUGUGGGGGACUAGCCGGACCUCAACCUGAAGGUUAUGUGCCUAAACUUUGAGUUUGGUUUCCCUGGAAUACGAACAGUCCCACCUGUUAUGAGGAGAGGCUAGCUAGCUGGGAGCUGGGCUAAGCGUUAGCUAGGCUUCAACGCUACCAUGCUUGUAGUCCCUCUGACUUAAAACGUUCUCAUGUCUCGAUCAGCUGCUUUGAAACCGAAGCCAUACAAAUGUGACCCCGAACUGAGUCGUUAAGUACCAAUAGAUCUUCAAGGUGGAGCUGUAUGGCUCGGGGUUGGACGCGUUUGGACGUUAGGUUGUAGUACCACAACAGGACUGAAGGGGGCGUAUGUGCUGUUCAACCAAAGGCUCUCAUCUGAAGCACUUUAUAGCCACUGCUUUCCACUUGGACUGCUUUCGUGUUGGCAUCGUGGACAGAACACCCCCACCACUAAUACUACUGCUAGUACUACUACUAAUCCUGCUUCUGCUACUUCUAAUAAUAAUAUUAAUAAUCAUAAUGGUACUGCUCAAUACACCUUUGUGCCACGGCAAUGUAGCGAUGAUAAAGUGUUUUUGGACAUUUGGGAGCCAAGUACUGGAGUUUUUUUAAAGUUAGAAAUGUAAAACAAUCUAUUUCUUUUCCAGCAGUGAAGCAGCGUUGAAAUGUACGCAUAGCGAUGCACUAAUUGUUUUUUUCUUCAAAAACAGAAACGUGUCUAAUCCGUUCGUUUUUUUAAUCUGAAAUGCUGUUAACUGACAUGAUUUGUUGUGUAUUUUUUUGUACAUUCAUGAUUAGUCCCGUUCAGUUCUGUCUUUUGUAGCGCAGCGGUCUCUCCGCUGCAGUGAUGCGUCUCGUCUGUCGUGCUCCAUAGGCAUUAACGUAUAGAGCACGCCCUGGAAACCUCUUUGGGCUGAAGAGGUCCAGGAACUUUCAUGUUCCAGAAAACCCAUGAUUCUUCCACGUUCAGAGAGCAUGCCUGCAGACAGUCCCAUGCCCACGUAGGGUUUAGACUGUACGAACCUCUGGACUGCAUCAAACCUUCAUCAAACCUUAAUCGUACCUUCAUCAAACUGUAGUCAUACCUUAAUAAAACCGUAAUCAUAUCUUCAUCAAAACUUAAUCAAACCUUCAUCAUACCGUCAUCAAACAUCUAUCGUACCUUCAUCGAACCGUAAUCAAACCUCUAUCGUACCUUCAUCAAACCUUCAUCCAACCUUUAUCAACCUUUAUCAAACCUUAAUCAUACCAUCAUCAAACCUCUAUCGUACCUUCAUCAAACCGUAAUCAAACCUUUAUCGUACCUUCAUCAAACCUUCAUCAAACCUUUAUCAAACCUUAAUCAUACCUUCAUCAUACCGUAAUCAAACCUCUAUCGUACCUUCAUCAAACCUUAAUCAUACCGUCAUCAAACCUCUAUUGUACCUUCAUCAAACCUUCAUCAAACUUUUAUCAAACCUUCAUCAAACUUUUAUCAAACCUUCAUCAAACCAUUAUCAUACUUUCAGGUGCUUCAUCCCUGGAGGGGGGCACACCUGAUGGGCCACGCCCCCUGAGUGGUCCCACCUGAUGGGCCACGCCCCCUGGUGUGACACGUCCCCUGAGUGGUCCCACCUGAUGGGCCACGCCCCCUGGUGGGACACGCCCCCUGGUGGGACACGCCCCCUGGUGGGUCACGCCCCCUGGCGGGCCACGCCCCCUGGUGGGCCACGCCCCCUGGUGGGCCACGCCCCCUGGUGGGCCACGCCCCCUGGUGGGCCACGCCCCCUGGGCUCACACCAGUUUUAAAGGGGACCCCUCCAUGAUAAGCUGGGGCGAUGAGCAGAGUACCCGGCCCAGGCGGUUGGACCUGACGUAGACGCUGGUCGGCAUGGCGACGGUGUUGGCUGUUUGCGGUGAGAACGUCUCCAUGGAGAUGGGCGUGUGAGCGCGUGUGUUUUAUACCAAGUGAUUGUGAGCGAGACUGGAGGCCUGUAGCGUCUCUCUGCCGGUCUCACCGAGUGUGGAACCAGAAUGUUUACUACCAUGCAAAUGUUCUCCUUAUUAUUAAAGAGCUAAACACUG